Molecule: messenger RNA, 354 nt
Organism: Fusarium mangiferae
Lineage: Eukaryota; Fungi; Ascomycota; Sordariomycetes; Hypocreales; Nectriaceae
Exons: 2
Coding region: 1-354 (117 amino acids)
Source: RefSeq, a predicted model, not a curated record
AUGUGGUUUCUCCAGGCCUACUAUCCCGGGCUCAGUAUGGGAAUAGUGAUGCCAAUCUCAAUGGCUUCUGGUGUUUCAACGUCCAUUCUUCUCGAGACGGUAAUGCUGCGCAUCGGCCGUGAUGGAUUGUCUUGGCUUACGGCCAUGAGGACAGCUGUCGGCAUGAGUCUCAUCUCUAUGUUGACCAUGGAAGCAGCCGAAAAUGCAGUGGACUACUAUUUAACGGGAGGGCAAGUUGCUCUUGAUGAUCCAUCAUUCUGGCUGGCUGCUCUGGUGUCAAUUGCAGCGGGCUUCCUGGCGCCUUUGCCGUACAAUUACGCGAGGUUACGCAAAUACGGAAAAGCCUGCCACUGA